ACUGGCUGGUUAACUCGAUGUUUCUGUUGCUUACACUCCUACAGUGACUUGUGCUGCUGCCUUUACACGUUUGGCAUUGGUUCCGUGAACGAGGAGAUCCAACAUGUCGCUGGUCCUUCCAGAGAAUUUCCAACACAUCCUCCGUCUGAUGAACACCAACAUUGAUGGAAAGCGCAAAGUCAUGUUCGCCAUGACUGCCAUCAAGGGUGUUGGUAGGCGAUAUGCCAACAUUGUUCUUAAGAAGGCCGAUGUUGACCUCGACAAGAGGGCCGGAGAGUGUUCUGAAGAAGAGGUUGAAAAAAUUCUCACUAUCAUGCAGAACCCAAGGCAGUACAAAAUCCCUGAUUGGUUCCUGAACAGGCAAAAGGAUAUUGUCGAAGGAAAAUACUUCCAGUUAACAUCUGCUUCACUUGAUGCUAAACUUCGUGACGAUCUUGAAAGAUUGAAGAAGAUCAGGGCUCACAGAGGCAUGAGACACUACUGGGGCUUGAGAGUCAGGGGACAGCACACCAAGACAACUGGUAGGAGAGGAAGAACUGUUGGUGUGUCUAAGAAGAAGUAAAACUAAGUUUUGAAUAUAUUAAUUUUAUAAAACAAUA
Cimex lectularius (bed bug) is the source of this 599-nucleotide messenger RNA. It is a transcript of the gene RpS18, whose product is annotated as 40S ribosomal protein S18. Lineage: Eukaryota; Metazoa; Arthropoda; Insecta; Hemiptera; Cimicidae. Gene Ontology annotation, cellular component: small ribosomal subunit; cytosol; ribosome. Bases 104 to 562 code for a protein of 152 amino acids. The transcript has 5 exons. Gene Ontology annotation, biological process: translation. Gene Ontology annotation, molecular function: structural constituent of ribosome; RNA binding. The record is from RefSeq and is a predicted model, not a curated record.